This is a messenger RNA of Electrophorus electricus (electric eel), 8768 nucleotides long. RefSeq names its product lymphocyte antigen 75 (gene ly75). Lineage: Eukaryota; Metazoa; Chordata; Actinopteri; Gymnotiformes; Gymnotidae. The record is from RefSeq and is a predicted model, not a curated record.
GCUGCGCGGAGCUACCCAGGGACGGGAAGUUGUCAGUGACGGAGCUUAUCGCUGUAGCUAAAUGCUUUUCCUGGGGGAGACGAGUGACUUUAGGAAGUGUUUUAUUUUGUAACAAUGUGCCAGCCUGUCCAAGCGCUGCUGUGUUCUUUACUCUGUCUACUUUUGGGAGGGACUGCGAUUCGUUUCGGAAGUAACGCGACGCGUAUAGUGACGGGUGAUGACGCCUUCGCCAUCCAGCAUGAAGGAACAGGCAAAUGUUUGCAGGCGCGGCAGGGCUCUCUGAUCCUGGGCGAGUGUUCGGAGGAGCCGACCCGUCCGUGGAAGUGGGGCGCAGAGCAUCAGCUGUUCCACACCGGCUCAUCAGCAUGCCUGGCUCUGGACAUUCUCACAAAAACAUUCUCCCUCACCAGCUGCUCCAACGUGCCUUUGUCGGGGUGGAACUGCUUAGGCGGCUCCAUCCUUACCAUUCACCAGAUGAAGCUCUCCACCACCCACAACGGCUCCGUCAUGGCCAAGCGGGACACGCCAGAUUCCUGGGUGAGGGGAGGAACCUCUGACACCAUCUGCGAUCAACCAUUUCAAGCAAUGCAUACCACCGGUGGUAACGCUAAAGGAGCACCCUGCAGGCUCCCCUUCCUGUACAAUGGCACCUGGCACCACAGCUGUCUCCGUGGUAACACCACCCAUCCUUUAGAGUGGUGCGCCACUACAGAUAACUAUGACGAGGAUCAAAUGUGGGGAAGCUGUCUCAAAUAUGAGGAGGGGUGUGGUGUUUUAUGGGGUCCCCCUCUGAAUGGCCGUUGCUACCAGGUGGUUUCUGUAGCCCUCGUUACCUGGCAUGAGGCACGGGAUGCCUGUCGCAGUCAGGGUGGAGACUUGCUCAGUGUAUCAAGUGUUCAAGACCUGCAGAUAUUUAAAGCAUGGAGGGACCUACCAGAUAAGCUGUGGGUUGGACUGAACCAUUUGGACUGGGUGCAGGGGUGGCAGUGGUCAGAUGGAUCACCACUAGCUUAUGUUCCAUGGGAAGCAGGGUCAUCUUGGGGCAGCUCCAUCUUGCAAACAAAAGACUGUGGAGUGAUUAACUCGAACCUGCGUUUCUGGGCCAUGGGAUGUGAAAUGAAGCUGCCGUACAUCUGUGAAAAGAAGGAGAACACCACCCAGACGAAGGCUACAGGUAAAGUGGCGAACAAGCCCACAGAGUGUGAGGAUGGCUGGGUCCCAUGGCGCCGUUUCUGCUACAGGCUCUUUGGAACAAACACCAGGGAGCAGAUGUCUUACGAAGGUGCCCAGCAGAAGUGUGUGCAGUACGGAGCACAGCUAGCCAGCUUUCACAGUCUGGAGGAAGUCGAGAUCCUCAGCACACAGCUUGAAGUUGAUGCAGGAAACGCUUCAUAUACAGGGAACACUUGGAUAGGUCUAAAGGCCGAUAGCAACACCAAUCUGUUCAGGUGGGAAGACGGAACAGAAGUUUCCUUCACUUACUGGGCGCGUACUCAGCCCUCACUGCUGAUCCCCAACAGAACAAGCUGUGUGGUCUCCCUUGACAAGGAUCACACAUGGUUUGUGAUGUCUUGCAACAUACCAAAUUCUUUCCUGUGUAAGAAGAAUGGCACAGUAAACGAGAGCAUGCCAGAUGCCGACUGUCCACAAGACGAGAAUUGGAGGAGGUACAGAAAUGCCUGUUACAAGGUCGACACCCGGGAGGUUUCCUACAAGAACAGCUGUAAACUUACCAUUAAUGACAGGUUUGAGCAAAACUUCGUCAGCGGUCUCUUGAAGGAGUUCAUCAGCAGUAAGCCACUGUAUUUCUGGACGGGUCUGCAGGACUCUAAGGGAACGGGAGAGUACCAGUGGUUCAGCCAGACCGGACAAGCAAGAGUGGCAUUUGUCAACUGGAGAUGGCAAGAACCAGCUAAAGCAGGAGGUUGUGCAGUGUUGUCCACGGCUGUUCCAGUGGGUCAGUGGUCUGUGGAGAACUGCACUGUGUUUAAGGCUGGUAGUAUCUGUAAGAGACCAAUCACUUAUGAACCUCCAGCAACCCCUGAACCAACACCUGAUCUUAAAACCCUCUGUGCCCCGGGAUGGGUCACCAGAGAGGGAAUCAAGUAUUGCUACAAGGUGUUUCAUGAGGAGCGACUGAGUCGCAAGCGCACAUGGAAGGAGGCAGAACUCUUCUGUGAGGAGCUGGGAGCUCAUCUGCCCAGCUUCACCGAGGAGCAGGAGAUGACUGCGCUACACAGCAUCAUGAGAGAGUCCAUUAGUGAUGAUCGCUUUUUCUGGGUGGGGUUAAAUCGCCGCAAUCCAAACAACGACAACAGCUGGGAGUGGAGUGAUGGCCGUCCUGUGUCCAUGAUGAUCUUUCCCCAAGACUUCCAUGAAGAUGACGAGUAUAACAGAGACUGUGCGGCGUUUAAGACACUGAAAGGAAACUUGAAGCUAUGGCCCUUCUUCUACCAUGUUCCAGUUCGCCCAUUUUACCACCGACCCUUCCACUGUGACGCUCAUCUGGAGUGGGUGUGUCAGAUCCCCCGGGGUAUAAAACCACACAAUCCAGAUUGGUACAAUCCAGACGGCCACCAUGACUCAUCCGUGUUCAUCGACAGCCAGGAGUUCUGGUUUGUGACCAGUCCACAGCUGUCCUUCGAGGAGGCCAGCUUGUACUGCAGUAGCAACAAGAGCAAGUUGGCGGCUCCGCAGACCUUGAGUGCAGCCAGACGGCUGCGGGAGCAGCUCUUUAAGAAUGCAGGAUCCAAGGAUGUUAGUUGGUGGGUGGAUCUUCGUGAACCAAGUCCUCUAGUUCCUUUUUGGUACUCUCGAAUGCAUUUCUACAACGCUGUGUUCUUAGGCAGAUGCACCUCCUUCAAGUCAGACUCCUUAAUGCCAGAUUUCCAGAUAAAUUGUGCCGCUCAACAGCCGUUUGUGUGCGAGACGCUGAACGUUACAUCUGUAGAAGCUGGAACUCAAGAGCCUCACCAUCCCGGCCAGCCAUGUGAAAAUGGAACCCAUGCCUUCAGAGACAAGUGCUACACAGUACUUAGAAACCCUCAGUACAUGAGCUUUAAGGCAGCUGUUGAAAAAUGCAAAUCCCUGAGGGGAACCCUCCUGUCCAUCAGAGACCAGGCUGAACAGGACUUCAUCACCAGUCUUUUAGCAGUAGAACCACAGAAGCUUUGGAUUGGUCUGAUGAUGAGGCUUCAUGACACACAGUGGGUGGACAGUUCACCAGUCACAUACCUCAACUUUAACCCCCUGCUCCAUGGUCAGCUGCGGCCCAUGCAUAUCAAUAGAUUUGAACAGGGCAGGCUGGAACUAUGUGCCUAUAUGUAUAACGAUGUCCACUCUGACAUGUUGGGUACCUGGGAUUACACAUCCUGCUUUGAUGAGCAAAAUCUCACCAUGUGUCAACACUAUACAGAUAAGCAGGAGUCUGCAGUUAUGACAGACUACAAGUUCCAAGCCAGCGAUCACACGUUCAUGGUGGUUCUGGCGCAGAACGGGAGCAACAUGACCUGGUACGAAGCUCUGGAGUCAUGCAAGCUGUCCAGCAUGGACCUGGCAAGCGUGCCCAACACCUACCUGCAGGCUAUGCUCACUGUGCAUGUGAACAAAGUUGGCCAUGCUUUGUGGAUUGGACUGUUUAGUGAAGAUGAGGAGCAGUACCACUGGACGGAUCACAGCCAUACUGUGUUCAGUCGCUGGGGCCCGGAGGUCACUGAAGGGCGCUGUGUCUACUUGGAUAUUGAUGGCUUCUGGAAGGCCACGGAAUGUGAGACACAGCUGCGAGGUGCUUUCUGCCACAGCCCACACGAUGAGCACAUCACACCUUCUGAAGAUGUAAUGAAAUGUCCACAUGAGAACAACGGACCCAACUGGAUCCCGUUCAAAAACAGCUGCUACACUUUUCUGCUUGCAUCUGUGAGGUGGCAGGAGCAGGAGAAGAACAGUGACCGGACAACAUGCGAGGUCCUUGUUGGAAAGGGAGAUAUCCUGACCAUUCGAAACGAGGAGGAGAACGAAUUUAUAAAGACGCAGCUUCAGCCUUUCAAAGACCUGGCCAAGUUUGUGUGGCUGGGGAUGUACAGACAGAAGGAAGGUAAUCAGAUGAAGUGGUAUGAUGACACCAACGUUCAGUACUCCAAUUGGAAAUCUGGAAGACCAAAUGUAACCGAGCCUUUCAUGGCUGGCCUCAGUCUGAGUGGAGAGUGGGACCUGAUCCAGGAUGAGCGCGUUUUUGCACAAUUCAAGCAGAGGACCAUUGUGGUGUGCAAAAUUGAAAAUGAUCCCAAAGAUGAAUACCGAUUGAGGCCUAUAGAUGUGGACUCUCCACCUGGAUACAACUUCCGUGUGCUCGCCAAGAAAGUGAAUUGGUAUCAGGCCCUGGAGGAAUGUAGGCGUGAUGGUGACCAUCUUGCAAGCGUUCACAAUGAGACCGUCAACAGAGACAUGGCUCUGAUCGUUAAACGAGAUGGAUUCCCCCUCUGGAUUGGCCUCUCCAGGCAAGAUUUCAACAGUUGGCCCUAUGAAUGGUCAGAUGGGACGUCAUUGCAGUUCCAGCCUCAAGGGUUUAUGGGUACUGGCUCUGUCUCUGAGGAGAAAUGUGUGUACGUGGACUCUAAAGGCAGCUGGUACGCUGUCAACUGCUAUGCUGAGUUGGAAGGAGCCAUCUGUUACCGCACUAUCAGCAAUCUUAAAACAUCGACUCGUUUCAGCAGUAACUGUCCUAUGAGUGAUGGGCAGGCUUCAUGGCUCCAGUAUGAAGCUCACUGUUAUGCCAUCGACAUGACCCUCUACAACUAUUCAAUUUACACCAUGGAGGAUGCCAGGAGAGUCUGUGAGAAACUGGAUUCCUCGUCUCAGCUUUUAACCAUUCAGAACAUGGACGAGAAUGACUUCGUCACACGACAUGUAGCUGAAAACCCCUUCAUCACCAGUCGCGUCUGGUUGGGUCUUAACACCAUCUCUACAGAUAAAGCCACCAGCUGGAUCGAUGGCAGCUCUAUGGAGUUCUCCAACUGGGCCCACUUUCAGCCCCAGCUGGGCUGUGCUGUCUUGGUUUCCAUGAACGGGACGUGGAGCACGGCCAACUGCACAGAGAGCCACAGCCGUGUUGUGUGCAAGGCACCAGUCAAAUCGAAGGGCACGCCCGUGGCCUUGGUUUUCUUCAUCGUUGUACUCCUCUGCCUCACCACCAUGGUGCUCUUCAUCGUGUACAAGAGGACGCGGCAGCACUUCUUCUCCACAGUGCGCUACCAGAGGAACUUUGACGACGCAGACAGCACCAGUAUGAUAGCAGAGACUGAGUGAGCACCACACUGCUGCUGUGACGUUUAGUGCAAACGCACCACUGUGCUACAGACAGAUGUAUCCAAACCAAAGUGUUGUAACAAGACUAGCUAAUUUAUUCUAUCACUAUCAAUGCUUGCUGUCAACUACACACUUUUCAUGUUUACACUUUGUAAGUUUUUUGUGUUUUUGUAGAUAUGCAUAACUUGUCCCUAUUUUAAUUUGAAUUGUCUUAAUUUGUAAAUUUUAAUGAAGAGAAGGCCAAGUGUUGCCCGUGCUGCAGUAUCUAAUGUGUUUGUGCAGGGUUUAGGUGCUCUGCAGCUCUGCUCAAUUACUCCUCUGGUCUAACAGGGUUUCCUGCUCUUGAAUAGGCUCUCGUUGACUGCCAUUCUGUUCAAAAAUGUUGAUCUGGGAUCUUUUUUUAAAGCUUUUUCUUUCUUUUGAGAGUGAUGGGUUCCAUUAUUCUACAUAUCUAAUUAAGAUACUAAAGAUGUGUUUUGAUCUGAAUGUUUUUUUUUUCAACAAAUGCUGACUUUAUGCACUUUCUGCAUCAUAAUCCCAAACUACUGCGCAGCAUACACUGACUGUUUCUUGCUGUUUAUGCUGUCUGUCUUUGCCACUGUUUAAUGUUCUCAGUUCAUAAUUAUAUUUCUACAUUACAGCAUAGUUAUCACCAAGGCCGUAGCUGUCGGUGCGCUUCAGAACCAAACUUAGAACUAGUCAAAACCUGUAGACUGUUGGGUCCCACUUUACUAUAGGUCUCCGAAGUCUUAUUAAAAGUAUAAAAAGCACAACAAACAAAAACAUGUGCACCUUGUAUUAUGCAGGAAUAAUUUGCCAUGUUAUAACCUGCCACCUAAACCUCAGUUGCAUGUUGCAUGCAUGUUAUCUAUAGCAAUUUUGAGAAGUAUUCACAGUACCAUAAAUGUUUCAUUAUAGUCAGUCUACAGUAAGACAAAUGUACAAUAUGCUUAAUAUAAAGUAGGACCUAACGAAGUGUUAAUGUGAGACGAGGAGACUUGAGUUAAAUGGAGUCUACCUCUCCUAUGCACUCAGAGCUACUGAUAUGCACUUUAAAGAGCUGUUUUGUUUUCUUACUAACUGCUUUUGCAUUGUUUAAGCACAAAGGGAGUGACUUUUGGAAAGUUGCUUUAGAGUUUUUGAAAAAUUGUUGCAAACAUGGCAGUACUCCCAACAUCACUGAUGGGUGCUGUGUAGGUAUCUAAAUAUAUCUUAUGCUUUUCAGAUAUAUAAACCAAAGAUUCUUCCUAAAUUGUUUAAAGUAAGCUAUUGUGAUCCUGUCUCUCUGUUAAGGUUUUCCAAUGACUUGAUUAAAAAGUGAAAAUAUUGUAGGUACCUGACACUAUUUUCUCAAAGACAAUAACCACUGUUCAGUAAAUCAUUUCUGUCUAAAAUUUGAAUAUGUUUUUUGUAACGUGCUGUGGUUGGAAUGGCAAUAGGUGAAUAGUGUGCAGAAACUGGUGCCUUUUAUUUCUGGAUAGGGGAGGGUGCAGGGUACAGUAAAGACUAAUGAUAGAUGAACCAUCAACCCCUAGAGGGCACUAACCUCCAUUUUAAAAGAUAUUCACAUUAUUCGAGGAAAGGGGGCUAGUUUCCUGAGUCACGGAUUAGAGGCUUAAAUGGGAGAGAGCUAAUUAACCAUUUACUAAAGGUCCUGUGACCCUGCUAAAUGAUUCUGUGCUAGAACGACAUCUGAGGCCUAAAACAUGGAACUUUCAGAUUUGAAAUAUGUAAAAUGGAAUCACUGAAUAUACUCUUCAGAUGUUGGUUGAUUUCAAAUGACAUGCCUAAUGCAGAAAUAUUGAUGUGUUAUUUUCUAAUGGUAAAAUUGAACAGAUUUUGCCUAAGGGUAAUGGAGAGUAUAGGCUACUUUCUAAAGUCACUACAGGUGUGUGUUUGUUUUAUGAUAAUUUAUGCUUUUGGAUUUUUACCCUUUCCUUUAUUACGAACACAGACAGAGCCUCCCAGAUAUGGCAUCUGUUUCUUUGACUGCUUUUGUAUAGACUAAUAUAGUCACCCAUUUCACCUUUUAAAAACAGGAUUUAUUUAUCCCUGUCAAUUAUACGUCCUUUAUUUCUUUACUGUCACUGACGUUAAAAAUGGCUGUUGGCACCUGCUGCAGGAGGCAGGACUAUCCAAAAUACCCCUAAAAAGGACUUUGGACAGGAACGCAAACAUUUUCCAAGACAUUAUUCAUUUUAAUUUAAAGACAAAUUGUCAUAAUGUCGGUUAUUCGUUUUUAUUUUUGUUGUUGUUGAUGUUGUUGGUUAUUUGGUUUUUGUUUGUCCACAGUUAUAGUAAAGGCUGUUGCGCAUGUGCCAUAGACAAAAUUCAUUAAAAAAGCGUUUUCCUUUGGUGACGUGUGCGUAUAACCUAUGCUACGUUCUAUCUCCGCUAAUUUGAAAAUCAUCUGUUCAAUUAGACGAUGGUAAAUUGCCACAGACACCUACAUUAAUACAUCUACGCUCUUAUUAUCUUAUACUAAUCCUUACCGUCAUUUUACAAACUGGUAGAACCUAAUGCGUUUGAAAAUGGAGGUAAAUGCUAUAUAUAGUCUUAAGUGCAUCCAUACAUGGGGUGGAAGUGAGAAGGCAUUCCCUAAGUGAGUGCAUUAUUUUUGUUACCAUCAGCAAGAGGCUUUCAAGUGCUGUCAAGCUGAUCUUCCAACACUCAACGCUGUUCAUUUCUCCUGGGGUAAGUCGAGGUCUGUAUUCAUUAUUCCGUCAGCAUAACUGCUUAAGAAAACCUCUCCAACACUGGCACAAGUUCACAGUUUUAUGAAACUCUUGCCUAAAAAUAAAAAGGAAUGGAAGUAGAUUCUGAGGUGAAGUAAACGGGUGGCAAGGCACAUUGGUGUUCUAUUUGUGAUGCUAGCUUUUAAAAAAAAAAGUUUUGCUAGUGUUUGUUUUUGCCAUCAAAACCUUUUUUUAAUUGUUUGAAGGCUUUGUUUGUUUGUUUGUUUGUUUGUUUGUUUGGGGGUGGUGCUAAAGAUGCGUAACUUUCUCUUACAAUAAACACCCCCAUGAAUAGUAACCUGUUUAUGGAGUUCAAAUGUCAGAGACACUGUAUAGCCUACUGUUGAAGGCGUUUUUACUACCAAUAUUGUCUGUAGCCCCCUUUUCUAGACUUCUGAGGUGGGCUUAGCACUGUUUCUUAAUAAGGUGAUGUAUUUGAGCUGCAGAGAGCUUUUUUUGCCUGUCUGAAGUCUUUGUUUGAAUGCUACAUUAUUUGAAUUCGAAUCUUUUUCUCUUACUAUCAAAAUGACCGCAGUAGAUAAGAUUUUAUAAAAAUCAAGUGUAAUAUUCACUGUAAUAUCAUUAAUCAUGUUUUACUGGCGUAGCUGAUUGUAUUUUUUGUAAAUUUAUCAACUGGGGUUUUGUUACUAAUGAUAAGAGUCUGAGGAGAUAUGCAUAUUGUUAACUGUAUAUUCUUACUUUAGGAAAAUAAAUAAUAAUAAUGCUUAA